UGGAUCCCCUGCGGAGUCAGUAUGCACCUCUUCCGACCGAAUUGCCGAGAUGCGUCGACGGGAAUAUACGCGAGAAAUAUAACUGACUGUAACCAGCGCGGAGAGGGGAAACAUAUGUUUUCCCUCUCCGCGAAAUAGAACGACGAAAGAUAUAAUCACUGUAAUCCUAAAGUUCUCAGUAAAAAACAAUAAUUUUUUGUAGACACGCUUGCGACGAUUUCUCCUGAAUCAGAUGGAAUAGAGCUGCAUCAUUGUCAGAAUUCGUGUCGAUUCCUCCGGUCGUGGAGCAAGGGGAGCCAAGGUCUAACUAUAAAGCACAAGUGGCAAGAGUCACUCGAGCAGGGCUGCAGGCCGGCGGAUCAGUUUGCUCGCUUGGCUCGCGUCGGGGAUUCUCGUCCGACCAGGCGGUGCCCUCACUGGAAACCACGGGGAUUCUCGUCCGACCAGGCCGGUGCCCUCACUGGAAACCACGGGUAGUAGAAGAAUGAGGGAGGUCGGAUCCACGUCUGGACGUUUGUCACCAAUGUCGGAUGCGAGCUCACAGUAGCAAACUGCAGUCAGCGUGCGUCUGGAAUGUCUGUUCUGUCAGCGGUUCUUUGAUGUUCGCAUGAAAUCUGGACAAGAUCUCACUGGGCAGCCAAAAACACUUCGAAUCACCAAAAAGCCAAUUCUCUCGGGAGAAGGAGAUAUGGAAACAUGGCGGGCAGAUGAUGCGCAAACGCAUCUUCUGAGCGUCACAGACGGUGACACUAUCUACGACAUUGCGAGGGACAGGUACAGAGAGAGAAAAUGGAGGAAGGUCCUGAUUGGUGAUUAUGAUUGGGGAUUUCUUUGCACUCCGAGUCUUCCGUGGGGCGCGCGGAGGAGUCCGCCCCCAUUUUUCGAGAAAGAUGAGAAGAUCUCUCUUCUUCUGGCUCUUGUCAUGGGACUCCAACAUGCCCUCGCCAUGGUUGCAGGGGUCGUAACAACACCCGUAAUCUUGUCAUCGUUACACAAUGGUAACUUCACUCCUGGGGAACAGCAGUAUGUGGUUUCAGCCGCGAUGAUCGUAUCAGGAUUGGCGUCGUUUAUCCAAAUGACUCAAUUCAGAAUACCAUACACUAAUUAUGUGAUCGGAUCAGGGAUGCUGUCGGUUAUGGGAGUGACGUUCGCAUAUUUGCCUGUGGCUCUUCAGACUAUAGCAACUUUACGAACGUGCAGCUGUGAUGGUGUUUCUUGCUUCAAAGGAGACUCUUGUGAUUUAUGCACUGGAAACCUAUCAGGUGACUGUCUGACAGGACAAGAAGCUUACGGACGUGUACUUGGCAGUAUUCUUGUAACUAGCUGGUUUCAGAUUGCCCUAUCAUUCUGCCCAAAGAAGUUUUUGAAGAAGGUCUUUCCUCCUGUUGUCACUGGUUCGACGAUCAUCCUUAUUGGUGCUUCUCUGAUUACAUCGGGGUUCAGUCAAUGGGGAGGAGGUACCACUUGUGCAAACCAGGUUUUGACAUCCAAGACUCCUUGUGAUGGUAAUGGCGAAGUUGAGCUUCCUUUCGGGGACAGGCACUACAUCGAGCUGGGUCUCGUCGUAGUUGCAACUCUUAUCAUAGUUGAGAUUUUUGGUUCUCCAAUUUUACGAAAUACGCAGGUAAUCGUUGGCCUUGUCGUGGGAAUGGCUGUUGCUUCAUCUGUACAUGUAACUAAGUGUGAGGGGACCAAGUGCAGCAAGUACCGGUUCGUGACAUUUGAUAAGAUCCCUGAAGCUCCCUGGAUCACCUUUUUGUGGAGAUAUACAUUUCCUUUGGGUAUAUAUCCACCAGCUUUGCUGCCCAUGCUAUUAGCAGGCAUUACCUCAAUGGUGGAGACCAUAGGAGAUGUCUCUGCAACAUAUGAGGCCAGCCAUCUUCACCCUUCUGGGACUGAAUAUGAGAAGUCCCUGCAAGGAGGUGUGCUAGCUGAUGGAAUCAACUCGGUUUGGGCUUCAUUGGCCACCACGCUUCCAGUGGUUACAUACGCGCAGAACAACGGGGUCAUCUCCCUUUCCGGAUGUGCUUCACGGAGGGCCGGUUAUGGGUGCUGUUUCUGGAUGAUAUUAUUCGGAACUUGUGCCAAGUUUGCUGCCCUGAUACUUAGUAUUCCGAACUGCAUUCUGGGAGCAAUGACAACGUUUCUCUUUUCAGGUGUCAUGGUUUCUGGGAUAAAAUUGUUGAGCCCGCCAAAGGGUCUUUCAAGAAGAGACAGAUUUAUUGUAACAAUGGCGCUCGGUGUAGGUCUUGGGGUGAAUCUUGUUCCCGCAUGGGUGAAUAUUUCUGGACAAUCGAACUACCCCAAUGAAGGCAACUUAUGGCCAGUCGACAAAAGUUGGAGCAAGGAAUAUAGAGGAUUUCGUGAUGCCGUAAUCCAAGUGCUGUCAAAUGGGUUUUCUUCCGGCGGACUCGUAGCAGUGGUUCUCAAUCUCGUAAUACCAACGGACGAAGACGAUAUAACGAAUCUUCCUAGGGCAUGACAAUCUGAGAAUCUAGCAUGCGGUCGGGGCUCUUCACAACGCCUCUGCUUUCAGAACCGAUGAUGAAUAUACAAGAGCCUUUCAUGAGGCACCAGCUUAGCGAGUUUGCCAAGAUCACAUGCGCUUUCAAGAGCAGAACUCAGGCAGAGGAGUUUGUCAAUGCAGUCGUAAGCGGCUGCUCACAGUGUUGGAGAAAUCUCAAACGUGAGAGAAGUAGGAACGUCCAAUGAGCAUGUGCGAAGGUUGUUCUGCUACAAGGAUGCUACAAAUGGGUCCGGGCCUAGACGAGUUACAGCAUACUGCCAUUCUUUCCAGGCUCUUCAAGCCGUAGAGCAUCAUCUGACACAGUUAUGUGGAUAUGUUGCAGUCCUUCGGGAACUGCUCUUUCCUUGUAAAGCGCCAGCAUGUACUCGCAUAUCUCAGGUUCGCAAAGAAAAGGCCUUGCCCAGAACCUUUUUUUAGAUCCGGGAUUUUUCAUAGCCCAGCGAGGUCGAUACUCACGUAUUCUACUGCCUAACCUAAUUUCUUCCCUGUCCAAGCAGAGACAUCGAGCCUUCAGUUUAUUCAAAUUGUAAAUGGUAAUGUAGAUUCAAUUUUUUCAAGUUGUAAAUGGUUAUCUAGAUUCAGUUUAUUCACAUUGUAAAUGAUAAUAUAGUAUCAGUUUAUUCAAGCUGUAAGUGGUAAUAUAGAUUCAGUUUAUUCAAAUUGUAAAUUGUAAUAUAGAUCAAGGGUUUAUGUAGAAAACAUUUCCCGCAUAUUGGACGUCAGAUAUUCCGAUAGUUUUUUCCUCAAAACGCGGGGCAGGAUUGACAUAGCAAAGUUCCACAUUUGAUCUUUCAACUCGGCGCCUUUCAGUGAAUGUGAAUUUAUGAUGAGUUGAAUUCAUCUUGAAUUCGCCAAAAACCUAGAGCAUUUUAUAUUUCUCGUGAUGAUGCAAAGUCCAGAGUCAAAUCCGAUGAAGAGUGGCGCCAAUGAUGGGUUCCAAAUAAAGAAAACUCACGGGGAAACUUUACUUUCUACAUUUAAGCUUCCUUAAUUAAAUUCUUCGGAAAUCUUGGUAUGCUGUUUCGCCCAUCAUACAUACCAUUUUGCCAUUCGUGUGACUGAUUUGCGCAAUAGUGAACCAAAAUCUCCAUAGCAUAGCACAUUAUGAGUUGCUAAAAAUGUGAAGUAAUGAAAAUUUAUGAAUUUUGAUCACU
Messenger RNA from Marchantia polymorpha subsp. ruderalis, 3681 nucleotides. Lineage: Eukaryota; Viridiplantae; Streptophyta; Marchantiopsida; Marchantiales; Marchantiaceae. The record is from the annotation of a GenBank genome assembly.